This is a messenger RNA of Callorhinchus milii (elephant shark), 3938 nucleotides long. It is a transcript of the gene drp2, whose product is annotated as dystrophin related protein 2. The record is from RefSeq and is a predicted model, not a curated record. Gene Ontology annotation, biological process: synaptic signaling. Gene Ontology annotation, cellular component: plasma membrane. Lineage: Eukaryota; Metazoa; Chordata; Chondrichthyes; Chimaeriformes; Callorhinchidae. Gene Ontology annotation, molecular function: zinc ion binding; protein binding. The coding region runs from base 335 to 2962 and encodes 875 amino acids. The transcript is spliced from 23 exons.
GUGGGAUGUGUGUGUGGAUGUGAAUGGAUCUGUGGCAGAUCUGCAGGAAAGCUCCUCAUUGAGAGAGAGAGAGAGAGAGAGAGAGGCAGUGAUGUACAGGUAGGUAGGAACCAGCCACUGCAACGCCUCCCAGCACAUCAAACCAGAUACAUCUCUGCAGGAGGACAGAGAGGAGGAGAGAGGAGAGAGAGAGGAGAGAGAGAGAGAGAGAGCAUCAUCGUCUGAGAGAGGAAGAAGGUAUGGCUGACAACUUGGGAUGUCAGGAACCCAUGUGAAAGGCAAGCGAGGAGCAGCCACGAAUUAACGUCUGACCUGACGUAGGUCCCGCAGUGAGAUGAACCUGUGCUGGAGUGAGAUCAAGAAGAAAUCUCACAAUAUCAGGGUUCGGCUGGAAGCCCUCUCUGACCACAGUGGUAAGCUGCAGUUGUCCCUGCAGGAGACCAUUGACUGGCUGACCCAGAAAGAUGAGGAACUGUCUAAGCAGCUGCCGUUCAGCGGGGACAUUGACUCGGUGGAGCAGCACAGCCAGUUCCACACCGCUUUCAUGGAAGAGGUGAAGGCUAAAGGUCCCUUCAUCCUGGCUACGCUGGACUCCGCCCAGGCCUUCUUAUCUCAGCAUCCCUUGGAGGGGGCAGAGGAGCCAGCACAAAACAAGGACUUGUCGCCGAAGCACAGAAUCCAGAACAUGAGCCGUUUCAUCUGGAAGCAGGCCAACGUGUCGAGCGAGAUGUGGGAGAGGCUGGGCGCCCGGUGCAUCGACCGUCACCGGCACAUCGAGAGGACCCUGGACAAGCUGCUGGAGCUCCAGGGAGGCAUGGAGGAGAUCGGGCUGGCCCUGAGCCAGGCAGAGGCCGUGCGGGAAUCUUGGGAGCCCGUGGGAGAUCUCUUCAUAGACUCUCUGCAGGAGCACAUCGAGUCCACUAAGAUGUUCAAAGAGGAGCUGGGGACUGUGAAGGACGGUAUGAAACUAGCUGAUGACCUGGCCCACCAAUUGGCCAUCUCUGACGUCCACCUCUCCACAGAGAACAGCCAACAUCUGGAGGAGCUGGGAUUCAGGUGGAAGGUUUUACAGACCACCAUAGAGGAACGUCUCAAGCAGUUACAAGAUGCCCAUCGAGACUUUGGCCCAGGCUCCCAACACUUUUUAUCCACUUCUGUCCAGGUUCCAUGGGAGCGGGCCAUCUCACCCAGCAAAGUGCCAUACUACAUCAAUCAUCAGGCCCAGACCACCUGCUGGGACCACCCAAAGAUGACUGAGCUGUACCAGUCACUAGCUGCCCUGAACAACAUAAAGUUCUCAGCGUACAGAACCGCCAUGAAGCUGAGACGGGUGCAGAAGGCACUGAGGCUGGAUCUCCUGAGCAUGAGCAGUGCCUCGGCCACCUUCAACCAGCAUGAGCUCCAGCACAGCGACCAGGCCAUCGAUGUGCUGCAGAUCAUCCAGUCCCUGACCGCCAUGUACGACCAGCUGGAGCAGGAGCGCGGCAUCAUCCUCAAUGUGCCUCUGUCUGUGGACAUGUGUCUCAACUGGCUCCUCAACGUCUAUGACACAGGUCGCAAUGGUAAGAUUCGAGCUCUGUCCUUCAAGACUGGAAUCGUCGCCUUGUGCAACGCGGAGGUGGAGGAGAAAUAUCAAUUCCUGUACGAGCAGGUGAGCGGAGCGGGCGGUCAGUGUGACCAGCGACAGCUCAGUUUGCUGCUGCACGAGGCCAUUCAGAUCCCGCGGCAGUUGGGGGAGGUGGCAGCCUUCGGGGGCAGCAACGUGGAGCCCAGCAUCAGGAGCUGCUUCCGCUUUGCUGAUGGGAAGCCGGUGAUCGAGGCCACUCACUUCCUGGAGUGGAUGAAGCUGGAGCCACAGUCCAUGGUGUGGCUGCCAGUCCUACACCGCCUGGUGUCAGCCGAGUCCGCCAAGCACCAGGCAAAGUGCCAUGUCUGUAAACAAUGUCCCAUUAAAGGCUUCAGGUACCGCAGUCUGAAGCAGUUUAACGUGGACAUCUGUCAGACCUGCUUCUUGACGGGAAGAGGUUCCAAGGGUCACAAGCUGCACUAUCCCAUCAUGGAAUACUGCUCUCCUACCACAUCGGGAGAGAACGUGAGGGACUUUGCCAAGACAUUGAAAAACAAGUUCAGGACGAAGCAGUAUUUCAGCCGACAUCCCCAGAGAGGGUAUCUCCCUGUCCAGUCCGUGAUGGAGGGAGACAGCAUCGACACGCCUGUCUCAUCUCCCCUCCUGCCACACGCGGAUACUCACUCCAGGAUAGAGCACUACGCCAGCAGACUGGCUGAGAUGGAAAACAAAAACUGUUCCUUCUUCAGCGGCAGCCUAUCCCCUGAUGAAAGCAUAGAUGACGAGCAGUUGGUGCUUCAGUAUUUCAGUGCUGGGACAGACCAGGACUCUCCCCAGAACUCCUCACACAGCCCGAGUCACCUGGUGGACAACGGAGGGAAGAACGAACUUCAGGCCAUUAUUGGCCACCUGGAGCAUGAGAAUAGGAUCCUGCAGGAGGAAUACAAGCGGCUGAAAUGGCAGCACGAGGAGGCGGCAAUAUCGGCCACGGGCCCCCCCCGGCCCCCUGGCUCCCCAGCUGGGCCCCAGGACACCGAGCUACUGGCCGAGGCCCGCAUCCUGCGGCAGCACAAGAGCCGGCUGGAGACCCGGAUGCAGAUCCUGGAGGAUCACAACAAACAGCUGGAAUCCCAGCUCCGCAGACUGCGGGAACUGCUCUUACAGCCUCCGGAAGACUCAGAGAAAAAUGGAUCGACAGCCUCCUCGGGCUCGGUCUCUCCCUGUCAUUCCCCAAACCAGCGAAUAGAUCCCGGGCGGAGCACACCAGAGGCGGAGAGAGUGGAUGAGCCAGAUGAUCAGCCAUUAUCCCGAGACACUGAGCUGCAGUUGGAGGACAUCAUGGAGCAGUUGAGGAAGUCAUUCCCUUCUCCCCAAGGCUCACCCUCGUACCACUAAAGGCUGGCUUAGGAACACGCCAUCAGCGAUGGAUGGCAUCUGAACGAGGCCCUCUGCUGGGACCAGCUUACCGGCAUCGACGCUCACCCAUCAGAGUUCCGUCAACUUUGGAUCCGCAAAUGUCCGAGGGAGCACCCGAUCUCAAGUCACCCAGAGAAACCCUCCUUUUGGGAAUCCCAACGAUUGGGCAAAGGUCCUCCCAGGCCUGUGUCAACAUCAAACAGAAAACUCUUCUCUGUCUUUGUCAUGUAACUAACCCAAGCUGAUGUACUACUGCCUACCCUGACGUAGGGGGAAGGUUUACGAUGGAGAACCCUGAUCUGGAAAUGUUUCUUUAACGGCAGUGGGAGGGGAAAUGGGUCGUUCCCGAUGCUUGACAGAAACAAACCCAAUAGAUCACUGAAUGGGGGAGUGGGUUUUUGAUGCCCCCUCUUGUCUGUAUCAAAAGCUUAGGCUGAUCACUUGUCAGAUUGGUGUGUAAGGUUGAAGUGCUUUUAUGCUUUUAACAAUGGUUUACAAGACAAGUCAUGGUGACACAGGGAGAGAGCAGGGAUUUGGCUGAGAUGGCUCCAGUGGAGGAACUGGCUUCAGAGGUGUACCCAAUGGCUUCCUAAGCCAGCAUUGAUGUGAUUGCGUGAGAUAGGAACAUCUGGGAGUUGAGUGGAUCUUGUUGUAUGUUGAGGGUAUCAGGUCUAAGGUUUGGGUUCUGGUCUCUUGACUGCGGAGCAGGAAUUGUGGGAUGUCACUUGCUCCAUAUCCCUGGAUACCCUGACUUAAAAAACAUCUAUCCACCUCAGUCUUAAAAGAGUCAGAUCAGUUUGGUCGGGAUGAAAGAGGCGGGAGAUGAUAGUGACACCAGAACUUGAAACUGUUGUCAAUUUAUAAAGGUUUAUUAAAAGUUGCCGCUCAGAGAACUGUGCCAAAGAUGAGUGAGCACAAUGAGGGAGGAAUGAUAGUAAGUGAUGCUGGAAAAGAU